This is a messenger RNA of Lentinula edodes (shiitake mushroom), 1057 nucleotides long. RefSeq lists its product as uncharacterized. Lineage: Eukaryota; Fungi; Basidiomycota; Agaricomycetes; Agaricales; Omphalotaceae. The record is from RefSeq and is a predicted model, not a curated record. The coding region runs from base 71 to 937 and encodes 288 amino acids. The transcript is spliced from 2 exons.
AGAAAGCCGUGAAACCGUAUUUUUUAAUUGAACACGCCUAGUAGCGCAUGUCAUCAAGAUACAAACUUACAUGGAACGCAUACUUCAGGAACUCCAGCUCAUCCACUGCUCGCUGCUUCCCGCAGAGAUUUUCCUCUUUUUAGAUCAUUGCAACGACUGGAAUGAUGCUCUCCAUUCUUAUGUGUCCUUCGGGUACAGCGAUUCUCUCGAACAGUCAAAUCUCUCUUCGCCGAGUUUGCAUGUCGGGUUGGAAAAUUACAAUGUUUGGUUCGAGGUUACUUUAUCACUUGUACAACAUAAACCCCUCGUUGCAGUGAAAGGGGAAGAUAUUUCGAGGGAUGAACAAGAGAAAUGGCAGCGGAUUGUGAAAGAGAAGUUUGAAGAUAUCGGAGACUCUGAAUAUCCAAUCUACCAACUAUUCUCUCUUCAUCUUCUUCCUAUGUUGCAUGAGGAAGCCGACAAUAUCCAUGCUAACCGUGAAACUAAACUUUUGGAACCAACAUCUGCACACGGAGAUGUUCUAUCAUUGCGAAGUUCCCAUUCUAGUUCUUCCAAAGUCAUGUAUCACGCCCUAUUCAUUUCCCAUCACCUCAUUUCACCAACUAAGCGACGAAACCUUCAGCAAUGGUCUAUGUCUCUCUCUAUUUCCGGAUUUGCAAAGGUUGGUUAUCCAGGUGUUAUAUAUGCCGAGGGUAUGCAAGAAAACAUCGAAGAAUUCGUCGACAAUGUUAAGGCCAUGCAAUGGCUCGCGCUGAGGUUAAGAUUCAGAGAACCUGUCCCGGAAGGGGUAGAUGGUUACAACUCUGCAUCGCGGCGACAAUGGAGAGAAUUUCAAAAGGUCGGGGAUGUGAUGGAGGAGAUGCGGAGGAUUGGGAGGCAGAAGUAUGUCGUGGAGAUGGGUAUAGGGAGUGCCGGAACUUCAAAGGGUAGCAUUUGAGAUAUUUUCCAAUCCUCGACUUUUGACUCUUAGUAUUGUUAUUCACGAGGAGUUUAGUUUUAGCUGGCUAUAGUCAUCUUGUAGUUCACGAAGAGAAUACAUUGGGAAUUGUUACUAUUA